AAUUUCAUUAUUCUGUCACCCAUGGCAACAAGCCAGAGAGAGGCAAUUCCAUCAUGAUUCUUGCACAGGACCUUUUUUUGGGCCAAGAAUCAGUAAAAUAGCAGCCGGCUUAAUUCAGUGGCUCAAUUCCAGUAAGGGUAAUGAUGUAUGGAUUAAAUGAUAGAAAAAGGCUGAGUAGAAAGAGUAGAGAAAAUGAAAGACCAAACCUUCCUGUUAAAACAGCUGAUGAAUGGUUUGAAAGAGAGAACCUUAGAACUUGGCCAAUACCAUUAGCAUCAGAAGAGGAGCUAGAUAUUUCAAACACCAACCAUCAAAUCAAAACCAAAGAUAAGCUAAUGGAAGACCUGAAAACACAUGCUUCAUUUGACAUCAAUGUUCUUGACACCUUGCUUGAAAAAGUAAAAAUGUUGGAAAAUAGUGUUUACAAGUAUGCAAGCCAAGUCCUGGAAAAUAAAGAAAAUAGCAGUGUAGAAGAAUCAAUCAAGGAUGAUGAAGAAGAAACAUAUUGUGAGACAAUGCAUGCAAAGUCAUUACCAUCUUGGCAAACAAAGCAGUCUGAGGUUUUCAUUGGAUCCAAGAACCGUGGAGUAGAACACACAUCGUUUCCUGGCUUUCGCUUCAAUGAAUUAACUCCUCUCCCUGGCUCGCUAGAGGCCCCUCAGCUACUCAACAGAGUUACAAAUAUACAGAAUUUUCAUGGAAGUUUCAAGAAAAUUUGGAAAAAAUACUUUCUUUCGGAUGCCACUGUUGCUAUCUUUCAAGACACAUUCUGGUGGUGGUUUCUUGAUCGAUAUCAAACAGAUGCUGAAAGUCAAGCCCUUUUGUUCAACAGAUUGGCUGAUAGUUUUGUCGGUUUAUUUCUUGCAAUUUCAACAACAGAAAAAGACUUGUUUUUUCAGAAAUUCUCUGACUGUUUGGCUCAAGCUCUAUACUCCGCUUUCUGCGCAUCAUUUCCAAUGUCAUUUAAGUUAUUCAAUGACGAGUUUCGAAAAGACCUUUUAGAUAUGAUAUCAGAAUGGUUCACAGGGAUAAGGCCCCCGCCGGGCUCUUGGAAAUCUUGGAAUCUGGAUCUUUUAGAAAAUGAUCAAAUCAAAUCAUUGCAAGACGAUAGAGCCCAUCAAUUAAAAUCAAGUUUAUCAUUCGAUCAAGAAAACUUUCUGGACUUUGACCAACACGAGCAAAACAUGGAACGGCAAGUCACUUUUGCUUCUGCGUCACCGGCCAAAGCCAAGUACACUGUGAAGGAGUCCCACCAGGCUGGUCCAGGCCCAGGUUUUCAGAGGGUCUCGUUCAAUCUUCAUGGCAAAAGCCCGUUGAUUUCGCAUUUUCUUGCUGCUAAUCGACUUCAAUGCGAAAAGCCUUCUCAAGUAAAUAAGCUGGUUACACGUACGGAAAUUGAAAAUUUCCCAAAACCAUUUCCUACAUAUCAUGAACUCAUAAUGGAAAGGAAGAAGGAAGCGAGAAUUUCUCGUAAAAAAUAUUCAUCGGCAAUGAGGAGAUCCAUCGAAGAACGACAGCGAAUAAAUGCACCAAGGCCAACUGACGUCACUCUAGGGGUCGAUAAUUUGCAAAGUGAAAAAGAAGCCUCUAUAACAACAGAACCAGGAAGUGACGAAGAGGAAAAUGCUUUGUUGCAAACGAAUACAACAGUGGAAGCACCUGCGUUGCUCGAUACCGAGGAUUCUGAUUGGUUGAAAGAGGACACCUGGCGCGAAGAACCAAUGCCAUCAUUGCCAUGAAAAACAGUUUCAAAAAGCUAAGGAUACAGUUUCAAUCAAAAGUUUGAUCAACCUAAUCUAACCUUGUUCGUAUAAUAUAUUCGUAUGUGCAUUAUCGUGCAAUCUGAUUGAAGA
This is a messenger RNA of Rhopilema esculentum, 1853 nucleotides long. RefSeq names its product protein FAM227B. The record is from RefSeq and is a predicted model, not a curated record. NCBI's taxonomy places the organism in Eukaryota, Metazoa, Cnidaria, Scyphozoa, Rhizostomeae, Rhizostomatidae.